This is a messenger RNA of Malania oleifera, 2451 nucleotides long. RefSeq names its product subtilisin-like protease SBT5.4. The transcript has 13 exons. NCBI's taxonomy places the organism in Eukaryota, Viridiplantae, Streptophyta, Magnoliopsida, Santalales, Ximeniaceae. Gene Ontology annotation, biological process: proteolysis. Gene Ontology annotation, molecular function: serine-type endopeptidase activity. Bases 1 to 2451 code for a protein of 816 amino acids. The record is from RefSeq and is a predicted model, not a curated record.
AUGCAUGAAACUCAUUCUGUUUUUCAAUAUGCUUUGAGAGUUCUUUUACUUUACAUUUCAAAUAUGAUUGAAAGAUUUAAAAUUUGUAGCACAAGAUUGGUGAAUAGAAUCAGCAAGAACUCAGUAAGCUCAUUGCUACUCCUGUUCUCUCUGCUCCAAACAUCUGCUCUUGCAGUUAAAAAGCCAUAUAUAGUGUACUUGGGAUCGCAUUCACAUGGCCCAGAAGUUUCAGCUGUAGACCUAGACCGCGUCACGGAUUCUCAUCACCAUUUCCUUGGAUCAUUCUUGGGAAGUAAGGAGAGAGCGAAAGACGCCAUAUUUUACUCAUACAAAAGGCACAUCAAUGGUUUUGCUGCAAUACUCGAAGAGCAAGAUGCUGCCCGCAUUGCCAAUGAUGAGAGAGUGGUGUCAGUGUUCUUAAACCAAGGGAGAAAUCUGCACACAACACAUUCAUGGGAUUUUAUGCUAUUGGAGAACAACGUCAACGGCGUCCUGCAUUCCUCCUCCUUCUGGGAAAAGGCCCGAUUCGGUGAAGACACCAUCAUCGCUAAUCUUGACACUGGGGUUUGGCCGGAAUCACAGAGCUUCAGUGAUGAAGGUUUCGGACCCAUUCCGUCUAAGUGGAAAGGACGCUGUCAGAAUGACUCCGCUGUCGGCGUUCGUUGCAACAGGAAGCUAAUUGGAGCUAGAUACUUCAACAAAGGUUAUGUUGCCAAUCUAGGCCAUCUCCCCUCAUCAAACUCUGCACGCGACCAUGAUGGUCAUGGAACCCACACACUGUCAACGGCGGCCGGGAAUUUUGUCCCAAGAGCAAGUGUAUUUCAGUUGGGCAACGGAACAGCCAAAGGUGGUGCACCCAAAGCCCGGGUGGCUGCGUACAAAGUAUGCUGGCCACCGGUCAAUGGCAGUGAAUGCUUUGAUGCAGAUAUAUUGGAAGCCUUCGAUGUGGCUAUACACGACGGCGUUGACGUGCUAUCAGUGUCCCUUGGUGGUGACCCUACUGAUUAUUUCAACGAUGGCCUCUCCAUUGGAGCAUUCCAUGCUGUUAAGAAUGGUGUUGUUGUGGUUUGCUCAGCUGGAAAUUCUGGACCAGCAGAAGGAACUGUUUCUAAUGUUUCGCCAUGGAUGAUUACUGUGGGAGCAAGCACCAUGGAUCGAGAGUUCCAAGCUUAUGUCGAACUUCAGAAUGGGUUGCGCCUCAAGGGAGCAAGCCUAUCUAAACCUCUCCCAGAAGAUAGAUUUUAUCCUCUUAUUAACAGUAAACUGGCUAAAGCUGCUAAUGCAUCUGUAAAUGAUGCUGUGCUGUGUAAGGGAGGAUCACUGGAUCCUCGGAGGGUGAAGGGUAAGAUAUUGGUUUGUCUUAGGGGGGAUAAUGCUAGAGUAGACAAGGGCGAGCAAGCAUGUCUAGCUGGUGCUGUUGGUAUGAUUCUUUGCAAUGAUAAAGCUAGUGGCAAUGAAAUUAUUGCUGAUCCUCACGUGCUUCCAGCAUCGCAUAUUAAUUUUACUGAUGGUCUUGCUGUCUUCAGCUACAUCAGUUCCACAAAAAAUCCAAUGGGCUUUAUCACACCCCCAACCACAAAACUUGGUAUAAAGCCUGCCCCAUUUAUGGCUUCUUUUUCAUCCAAGGGUCCAAACACUGUCACACCAGAGAUACUGAAGCCUGAUAUUACUGCACCUGGGGUAAGUGUCAUAGCUGCCUACUCUGAAGCAGCAAGCCCUACAGACGAAGCCUUUGACAAGCGCCGGACUCCCUUCAAUGUAGAAUCUGGCACAUCCAUGUCUUGCCCUCAUGUUGCCGGAGUUGUUGGCCUUCUGAAGACAGUCCACCGAAACUGGACUCCAUCUGCCAUUAGAUCGGCAAUCAUGACUACAGCGAGGACUAGAGACAACACCAUGAAUCCAAUGCUUAAUGGGUCGUUCAUUAAGGCGACACCAUUCAGUUACGGUGCAGGACAUUUGCGACCAAAUCGUGCCAUGGAUCCUGGUCUGGUGUAUGAUUUAACUGCUAAUGAUUACUUGGACUUCCUCUGCAACCUCGGGUAUAACCAAACCUUGAUUGGGUUCUUCUCCAAUGAUGCUUACAAAUGCCCCAAGUCCACCAGUCUCCAAGACUUCAACUACCCUUCUAUUACAGUUCCUCAUCUCUCAGGGUCCAUCACAGUGACUAGAACCGUGAAGAAUGUUGGUUCACCAGCCACAUAUACAGCCCGUGUUCACGAACCAACUGGUGUUUCUAUAUCUGUUGACCCCAAGGUAUUGGAUUUUGAGAAGAUGGGUGAAGAGAAGAGCUUCAAGGUGACCCUAAAAGCCAAGGGAGCUAAAUGGCCGGAAGAAGGCUAUGUGUUCGGAAAGUUGAUUUGGUCGGAUGGGAAGCACUAUGUGAGAAGUCUCAUUGUUGUUGCCAAGAAGAAGCCAAGACGGAAGGGAUCAGUGGCUGCAGGAGUUCAUUAG